AAAGCCAUACUCCUAAAGAAAAAGAAGAAGUAAAUAAAAAUAAAAUUGCCUUUAUGUUUUUUUAGUGACAUCCGCGUUGAUCCCUUAUUUACAGUGAAAUUAAGGUAUAACAAUUGAAAUUGUUGUACUCUAAUAACAACUAAAAUUAAGCAUGAUACAUGACUCGCUGCUGAUUCUGUGGGAUUGUUCUCAGAGUGCACAUAUCUCUCAGACAAAACCUGUAACAUAUGCCAAUGAGGGAGAUGCAGAAAUUUAUAACAGAAUACACAACAUUGCUAAAAACCAUAGUAAAAUACAAAGUUUUAUACUGGAGGCAUCAUUCCAUGCUAGAAAAAUUCUGACAGCCUCAGAUCAUAGAUCAUACGGACUGUAUGGCCAAGCACUUAGUGAAGGCAUGUCAGAAAUACUCCAGUCAUAUAAAAAGACUUUAAAGGAUGUAGAAGUUUUGGUUAUUGGCAACAAGAAUUAUACACUAUCAUUUGUAUACAGUCAUGUGGAAAAGUUUCAAGGGUUAUUUAUGACACUGAAUAAGAUUAUAAGGACAAUUAAGGAAAGGAGACUGACUGGCUGCCAAAUAUUGAGUCUCAUACAUCAGUAUAUUUUAAAUGGAGAUAAAUUUGUGCAUGAAGCUAUCUUGCAAAUAUUUUCUUAUGUCAAUACAGUAUUUAUAAAUCAGCUGUGCACAUGGCUGUUGUAUGGUCAUUUAAGAGAUCCUUAUGAGGAAUUUUUCGUUUAUCAAACUAAGAAAAAUGAUGCUUCUGAUACCUUUGUUUCAUCGCAAUCUACAACAAAUACAUGUGACAAAUCACUUGUUUCAACAUUGCAACAAACAUUAGAUUGUGGUUAUAACCUCAAUCCCACCAUGAUACCGUAUUUCAUACCACUAUCAUUAGCUCAGGAAAUAUUGUUUAUUGGCAAGACAGUCAUAUUGUUUGGUUUUGAUCCUAAGAAAGUUAAGAAGAGCAAUAGUUUUACUAUAAACAGGCCUAUGUUGACAUUACAAAAGAUUAACGCUGAUUCCAGAAGGUUUACUAUUUGGGAGGAAAACGAAGCUGAGUUUCAUGAUAAAUUGCAAAAAUUAAAAAAUCCUGAAAUAUUCGAAGUUAGUAACUUGAGAAGUGUUGUCAGAGAAAUCAAGGAAUGUGUUACAAAGCAUUUAUGGGCAGUUGCUGUGGAAGAAGCUCAACUCCUUCACGAACUGCGCCUAAUGAAGGACUUCUAUUUGUUGGGGCGAGGAGAGUUGUUCCUUGAAUUACUACGUCUCACUGCGCCUAUGCUGGAUAAGCCUACCGCAAGGACAUCGACCAGACAUAUGAACCACGCCUUCCAACUGGCAGCCAGGGCUGUAUUCCUCAGCAACAGCGCCGAUAUUGAGAAGUUCAGUUUCGAGCUACCGUUCGUCAAACCCAACAUGUCAGCCAAUUCCAAGAUUGACGACGAUAGCGGCAACACUGUUGAAGACGGUUGGUCCACCAUAAUUCUGAAGUACGACUUUAAAUGGCCACUGCAUCUCAUCUUCGCGCCGGAAGUUUUAGCGCGAUAUAACGAUAUGUUCCGACUUCUGUUGGUAAUAAAGAAGACACAACACAAUUUACACGUGCUAUGGAAGGCAUACAAGCAAUCUAAGAGAUUUUCAAUGUGUCAACUUCACAACAAACUGAUGUUUUUGAUGGACAACCUUCAACACUACCUCCAAGCGGAUGUGCUGGAGACUAACUUCUCACGUCUCAUGGAAGCUGUCAAUAAGACUAACGACUUUGAGAAAUUGAAGAAAGCACACGCUACAUUCCUUGCCGAUAUACUGAGCCAAUCGUUCUUGACUGUUACAUCGUCCGACAACGACUCUGGUGAUUUAUUGGACUCGCUUAACAACCCAGUGUUCUGCAAUAUCAUGGAACUUCUCAAACUGUGCGAUUCGUUCUGCAGCAUGAGCGAAAUAGGCUCCGACAAAGAAGCUGAAGAUUAUUACUUGCGAGGCUAUUCCGAACGGUACAACAAACUAGUGAAGCAGUUGAUGCAACUACUAGUGUCGUUUCGGGAUCGUCCGUGCGGAGUGUACCUGGCGAGGUUACUGAUGAGACUUGACUACAACCGAUGGCUCAGCGGCGAAGCUCAACUUACACAAUCAGUCACAAAUAUGCUGCAAUAUUGAAUACUUUUGUGAGAUAUAAACACACACUUCUCGAAAUUUUGGUCGAUCUUCUGUCAGCAGUGUGAACAGCUCGAAAAGAGAGCUUGAAGGAAUUUGCAUGUGGACAUACGCAUUUGCAAAAUAUUGCUCUAUCAGCUCACACAAUUGUUUCCAAAAAUAUGCUGAGAUGUUAUUUUUAACGGAUAUAACGCGUCUAGACUUCGUGAAGUUCUAUGGUAUCAAUUGGUAGCCUCGAAUUUUGGGUCGAUCACCUGACAGCAGUGUGUAUCAUCAUCAUUAUCAAUCCACUACUGGCCCACUACUGGGCAUAGACCUCCUAGAAUGAGAACGGUUUAGGCCAUAGUCAGGCCAUACACGCUGGCUCAGUGCAGAUCGUAGACUUUGAGAAUGUUAUGUAGAACCUUCAUGUAUCCAGGUUUCCUACACAGUUAAAGCAAGUGAUAUUUUGAUUGCUUACAUUAAGAACUCCGGAAAGGCAGAGCUCUAACCACUGGCA
Pararge aegeria (speckled wood butterfly) is the source of this 2648-nucleotide messenger RNA. RefSeq names its product gamma-tubulin complex component 4 (gene Grip75). The transcript has 12 exons. The coding region runs from base 152 to 2152 and encodes 666 amino acids. NCBI's taxonomy places the organism in Eukaryota, Metazoa, Arthropoda, Insecta, Lepidoptera, Nymphalidae. Gene Ontology annotation, molecular function: gamma-tubulin binding; microtubule minus-end binding. Gene Ontology annotation, cellular component: equatorial microtubule organizing center; spindle pole; centrosome. Gene Ontology annotation, biological process: spindle assembly; cytoplasmic microtubule organization; microtubule nucleation. The record is from RefSeq and is a predicted model, not a curated record.